AUGGAUGGCGCUAACUUUACUCCUCAGCAGAAGACCGAGCUCAUCAACCGGGUUCGUUCGGAAGUGCAGCAGCAAGCGCUGCAAGAAUUGACUCAAAAUUUGCAAGAGAAGUGCUUUGAUAAAUGCAUUUCACGCCCAAAUGGCAAGCUCGACGGAAAGCAACAAAACUGUCUAGCUUUGUGCAUCAACAGAUACAUUGACACCAUGAAGGUAGUCUCGGAGGCAAUGGUCCAGCGCGGUCCACAGGGGUGA
Molecule: messenger RNA, 252 nt
Organism: Plasmopara halstedii
Lineage: Eukaryota; Oomycota; Peronosporomycetes; Peronosporales; Peronosporaceae
Product: mitochondrial protein translocase family
Exons: 3
Coding region: 1-252 (83 amino acids)
Source: RefSeq, a predicted model, not a curated record